Molecule: messenger RNA, 3192 nt
Organism: Cyanistes caeruleus (blue tit)
Lineage: Eukaryota; Metazoa; Chordata; Aves; Passeriformes; Paridae
Gene: GLB1
Product: galactosidase beta 1
Biological process (GO): carbohydrate metabolic process
Molecular function (GO): beta-galactosidase activity
Source: RefSeq, a predicted model, not a curated record
UUUCCUGGUUGCCGCCCGCCAUGCUGCGGCUCCUGCUCCCGCUGGCCGCCCUGGCCGCGCUCCUCCGGGCGGCGAAUGUACCUGAGAGGAGUUUUGGGAUUGAUUAUGAUUCCAACUGCUUUGUCAAGGAUGGGAAACCUUUCCGUUACAUCUCCGGUAGCAUUCACUACUCGCGAGUGCCCUUGUAUUACUGGAAGGACCGCCUGUUGAAGAUGAAGAUGGCAGGGCUUGAUGCCAUUCAAACGUAUGUCCCAUGGAACUACCACGAACCCCAGAUGGGCACGUAUGACUUUUUUGGUGGCAAAGAUCUAGAGUAUUUCCUGCAGCUUGCCAAUGAUACUGGAUUGCUUGUUAUCCUGCGAGCUGGACCUUACAUCUGUGCAGAAUGGGACAUGGGAGGUCUUCCUGCAUGGCUGUUGGAAAAGAAAUCUAUUGUUCUCAGGUCUUCUGAUUCAGAUUACCUGGAAGCGGUAGAGAGAUGGAUGGGUGUCCUUUUGCCAAAGAUGAGACCUUAUCUCUAUCAAAAUGGAGGUCCAAUCAUCAUGGUGCAGGUAGAGAACGAGUAUGGGAGCUACUUCGCUUGCGACUACAACUACCUGCGUUUCCUUCUGAAGCUCUUUCGCCAGCAUCUUGGGGAUGAGGUGGUGCUCUUCACAACUGAUGGUGCAAGCCAGUUUCACUUGAAAUGUGGGGCUCUCCAGGGUCUUUAUGCAACAGUGGACUUUGCUCCAGGUGGCAAUGUUACAGCAGCAUUCUUAGCUCAAAGGAGCAGUGAACCGAAGGGCCCUUUGGUUAAUUCUGAGUUUUAUACUGGAUGGUUGGAUCACUGGGGGCACCGUCAUUCUGUUGUGCCCGCAGAAACUAUAGCUAAAACACUUAAUGAAAUCCUGGCACGUGGUGCUAACGUUAACCUGUACAUGUUUAUAGGUGGAACUAACUUUGCCUAUUGGAAUGGUGCUAAUAUGCCUUAUAUGCCUCAGCCCACUAGUUAUGACUAUGAUGCUCCCCUGAGCGAGGCGGGAGAUCUGACAGAAAAGUAUUUUGCCUUGAGAAAAGUCAUUGGUAUGUAUAAGCAGUUACCAGAAGGUCUUAUCCCUCCAACAACACCUAAAUUUGCAUACGGGAAGAUACGCUUGCAGAAGGCAGGCACUGUGUUGGAGGCCCUUGAUGGACUGUCACCUGGAGCAGUGAGAAGCACUUACCCACUGACUUUUGUUGAGCUAAAGCAGUAUUUUGGGUAUGUACUAUAUAGAACUACACUUCCAAAGAGCUGUGUGGAGCCAACACCACUGUCUUCACCUUUCAAUGGAGUCCAUGAUCGUGCCUAUGUCUCUGUUGAUGGGAUACCUCAGGGUGUCCUUGAAAGGGACAAAUCACUAAUGAUAAAUAUAACUGGGCAAGCUGGAGCAAAUCUGGACAUCUUGGUAGAGAAUAUGGGCCGAGUCAACUUUGGUAGAUACAAUAAUGAUUUUAAGGGUCUAGUUUCAAAUUUAACUCUUGCUGAAGAUGUACUUGUUGGAUGGGAAAUCUAUCCUCUAGACAUAGAUGGAGCAGUGAACUAUGGCAUUAUUUAUCUCCUUCAUCACUCAAAGAGAUCUGCUGUCAAAGAACUGAGUUAUGAAGUACCUACAUUUUACACUGGUACUCUUUCAAUUCCUGGAGGGAUUCCAGACUUGCCGCAAGACACCUACGUCAAUUUUCCUGGUUGGACAAAGGGGCAAAUUUGGAUCAAUGGCUUUAAUCUUGGUCGCUACUGGCCAGCCCGUGGUCCUCAGCUGACCCUUUAUGUUCCAAGGAAUGUACUUGUUGCAUCAGAGCCAAACAACAUAACGGUGUUGGAGCUGGAGCGUUCUCCUUGCAGCACCCAGGCGUGCGAAAUAGAAUUCGUAGACAAACCUAAUAUCAAUGCAACCCUACAGAAUGAAACUGAUAAACCCCCACUCUUUGUGAGAGAUCUAUGGAUGAAGCAUCUAUAAUGAUUUGAGUAUUUCUUUAUCUUCCCCUCUCUGCCCUUUGCUUCCCUUUCACUCAAACCAUACUGAUUAACACUGAGUCUUUGAAAAAGCGAAGUUGUUUAGGUGAGGCAACUUCUUAAAUUCUUCAAAGACUUUUUAAAAAUCUCUCAUUUAAAUAUUGAAUUUCUUUUUAAAAAUAAAAGCUGGAGCUUUGAAAUUUGUCUUGGACUGUGGCAUUGAGCUCAACUGGAAGGUAAUGUUUCCAUCAGCCUAGUAAAAAUGUAGUCCUUGUACUCCGCUUACACUGCAGUAACCUUCCUAUGCUUUUGUUUUUUACCAUGUUUUUCCACUGGAGAGGAGCCUACAAAAGGGAUGUGCAGCCCCCACUACUUUGCUGGUUUCACUUAAGUGGACUGGUAAAUCAGAGCUGCCAAUAGACAAUACACUUUCAGCUCCCUUAAUCACCUUAUUAGAGUAUUAAAAUAAUUUUAGUUUCAUUUGGUCCACUGUCAGCAUUGAAUGGACCUCAUUUUUUAAGGCAAGUGGCUUUGGGGAAAUUUUAGUUCAUUUCUUACAGGACCAAUGAGAAAAACUGUGGAAGAGAGAAAUCAAAUGCCAGAUGUCCAAACAGCAGCAACAUGGAGUCUGCAUCUGUCCCUUCUUAGAAAGCCAAUUUACUGCUUCCCUAUUGCUUUCUCUGAAGACUUAAAGUAAAUUGAUAAGUACAAGGACAUGUGAAUUUCAGCCUACUUUGGUGGAACCACAACCUCUGACUAACUUGCCUACAGAAUGUGGUUUUAAAAUGAUGAAAUUUUUCUUUAUUUUGUCUGGUUUGGGUUGGGUUUUUUUUGGUUUGUUUGUUUUGUUUUAUUUAUUUUUCUUCCUAGUGGUCAUGGAGUACCUGCUCUUCAUAUGUCAACACCUUGGAAGCAGAAUGCUUGAAGUUAAAGAAUUUUAUUUCUCUUUUAGUCAUUAAUUCACAUCACCUGUUUUGUUCCAGUAAACUGAUGGUCUUUGUAAGUACCUGAUAUUUGCAGAGGUGUACAAACUCCAUCAGUACCUCUGACUUUCUGCAGGCAGAAUCUUCUUUGUCAUUCUUGUAAUUUUGGUGUCAGUCAUGCAAAUGCCAUGGUGAUAUUUAAACAACAGAAGAUGAUCAAAUCAAGUAUUUUCAUAAUCUAUGAUUUUUCCUUUGAUUUUUGUCUGACAUUAUUAAAAUUGUUCUUUAAAGAUUAAA